Arabis nemorensis is the source of this 1242-nucleotide messenger RNA. The record is from the annotation of a GenBank genome assembly. Lineage: Eukaryota; Viridiplantae; Streptophyta; Magnoliopsida; Brassicales; Brassicaceae.
AUGGCCGAGUCACCCUCCGAGUCAACCUCCGACUCGCCUACCACCACAUCCUCUAAUCCCGAUCAAUCCGCAACUGUCGCUAUUUCAACCCCCAAAUCUCACCAUGCCUCCUUCCCCGAGAUCCCAAUCGAGAUCGUCAGUGAAGAAGAAAUGGCUAUUCUCGAUGCAGCGCUUGCAGCCACGCGCUCCUUCCUCCCUUCCGCGAUCCGUUCGGCUUCUUCUCCGUCACGGCUCCUCGCCGGAGAAACCUCCAGGACUCUCCGUUCAGUAACCAUGCUCUCCAAAAGGAAAUUAUCCGCUUGUUCAGAUAUCGAAGACUCUUAUUUGCAUCGGUUUAGAAGAAAUCAAGCUUUGGGUGUCACAGAUCUCACCGGCACAGAAUGGUGUGAGAAGCAAAUGGAGAAUGUUCUUUGUUUUGGUAGGAGAAAAGUCAGCAAAGCCAUGAAACUUGGUCAAGCUCGUCAUUUAGAGCUUGAAGAAGAGGUAGUUAAGAAGGUCAGAGUAAAAGUUGAAUCAAAUGAAGAUAAGUGGGCUUUGAAGCUAUUAAGUUCCAUUGCUGGUGUUAAUCAAUUCUUGUUUGAAGGACGAACCCGUGAAUUGUUAAUCCUAGGAUUUGUUGGAGGUCAAUGGAUUAUAGGAAUUAUUGAUGAGGUUAGAAAGGCGUCCCCCGAAGAAUCCUCUGAUAUCGGACCGUUAUUGACAGAUACUAAGACUCGAGGCCGUGACACACUCCCGGCUGAGCCACAAAGAAGGAAUGGAAGGCUUCAAGUAAUGCUUUACAAGCUUCUUUGGGACACUGUUGUUAAAGAAGAAUUCCCGACUGGAUGGUUUUUCGAAUACUUCUCUUUGGAUCGGCACUUUGUCCUAUCGCAAGAUGUGAGAAAUAACAUUGCAAAUGCAGGUAUCCCAGCACAGACACUUGAAGAGAUAGUGAGGUACUAUGAAAACACUUUUAAGAUGCUUCCAAUAGCAAAUGAUCAAUUACUGCUACGGUACGAGUUUCAGAAGGAUCAAUCUAUAAUAGCUGAGAUUAGAUUCCCUCAUGAUCAUGAAUGGGUGAUGAGCAAAUACAGAGAAGCCAUUGGGUUUUGGAGAAGUGAACGAGAAGCUGAGUACACUCCAGAAGAAGAACGAUGGAAAUGCCGGUAUUGCCAAUUCGCUAAGUCUUGCCCUGGAAACCCGAGUUUCGAAUCUCCUACCUCGAGCUCGCCACCUAGAGAGAGUCCUCCUUUAGCAAGCUAA